UUUGAGAAUUGUGAAUAGGGUUUUUGUUUUGGUUUCUUUGUUUCAGAAACCCUAGCCCCCAAAUUCAACAUAUUGAAGCAUCGAUCUCCAACAUUUCGAGUUUCGCUUUCAGAUUCUGAAAUCAUCAGUCAGUAAAUGUUAGAGAUAAUUUUGCAGGAGUUAUGGCUAUGAAUCACAUCAAAUCAUUGAGGGGUAUCAUGAUUACUAAGGAGGCGUUUAGAAUAGUGGAUCAGCGAACAUUUGCUACUAGCACUAGCAAAGCAAAAAAGGGUGGAAAAGGGGGAGCAGCAGCCGAUGCUCCAAAAGCAUCAUCUCUGAGCAAAGAAGUUAAGUCUACCACUGUAGUUGGUGCCAAUAUUCUUAAGGAUGGAGCAGAUCCCAAGGUCUUGCCUGACUCUGAAUACCCCGAUUGGUUGUGGCACCUGCUCGAUAAACGUACUGCACUGAGUGAAUUAAAAAGGAAAAAUGUUAGAACUCUCUCCUAUGAAGAGCUCAAACGCUUUGUCAAGCUAAACAACCGUGCUAAAAUCAAGGAAAAUAAUUCUGUUAAGGCCAAAAAUUGACAUAAAGAAAUCUGUAAGAGGCAUUGUCUUGACUCUUUGUUCAGUACAAUUUAUCGUUUUUGUCUAGGAUCCUUAAUGUUAUUGAGUUGCAUUCAUGAAAUGGAAUUCGAGGAAAUGCAGAAAUGUUUUAGUAUCUAUCUGCAGCUCCAGGUUCUGUUUUUAUUUAUUAUUUUCUUGUUUUACUUUAAGUUUCUACUUUCUGUCUAGAACAUUGUAUGCUGUUUCAAAUAGUAUAAUAUUGGGGCUUGUGGCGAUAAAGGUUUUGAUUUGCUGA
Molecule: messenger RNA, 837 nt
Organism: Jatropha curcas
Lineage: Eukaryota; Viridiplantae; Streptophyta; Magnoliopsida; Malpighiales; Euphorbiaceae
Product: Mitochondrial ribosomal protein L37
Cellular component (GO): mitochondrial large ribosomal subunit
Molecular function (GO): structural constituent of ribosome
Source: RefSeq, a predicted model, not a curated record